CUGGGUGAGAGGCCUGCCAAGAAGAUGAAGGUCGAGAUUGCCGAUAGCGAUCGCGACGACGACGAUGACGAAGAAGACGCUGACACUUCUGGCCUCACUGUGAACGAAGUUUCUGACGCAGAGGAUGAGAAGGACCGUCAUGUCCGCCAGACUGCGAUCGAGAGCGCGCUGCCGCCUAUCCAGGCGGAUAAGGAGGCGAUUGAGGAGUACGAGAUGAUGCGCAGAUCCCAAGUCAGCGCGCCCGCCGAGCAUCAGGACUCAUCUCAACCGGAUCGCAAAUGGGUUCGGGGCAAAAGUUCCAUUUACGUUGAUGCUUUCAAUCUUGCACUGGAUACCGUCUUGGCAGACGAGUCACAUUUGUUCGACGAGAAGGAAAGUCACGUGUUUAAAGAGUGGAAAGAACUGGACUACGAGGCGCAGUAUCUCUACGUUCGUCUGUUUCUCCGCAAGACGUCUGCUUGGCAUCGCCAGGACAGAUUGGGAUACUACAGCGAUAUAUCAGACCCUGAAACAGCCAUAAGAUCUCUCCAAGAAGUCCGAGAUCUCCCAGAAACUGAACUUCCGCCGGAUACCAAUCCUGUCGAGGGUGUUGAUCUCGAGGAGUUUAGCUUGGACGACAAGUUCACCUUCGCGGAUGCCUCAGAAGAGCACAUUACGACUAUUGAGGAAGCUGCUUCGCUACUAAGCCUGGAUGAACUCAAGGAUCUUGCCAAGGAAGCCAAGUUUCAUGGGAGGAAUAAGGCGGACUUGGUGAAAGCGCUUUGCCGAACGGGUCAUCAGCAGACAGGGCUAUUUGCCCAUGGUCUUCAGAGAUCUGGCAGCGGAGAGUCGCCAAACGCUAGGGUCCAGUUGGGAGAGGGGAGAGACACGCCUCCACCCCUCAGCAGACAAGACUCCAACCAGACGGGGCACUUCUUGGAAAAGAUCAGGGCUGUCACCGGCCCAUGCAUCAGGUUGUCGCCAUUGACUUACAAGCUCUUCGAAAGAGUUCAUCUCGUCUUUUAUCGGUCGGCUGAAUGGACUGAGAAGUCUCUUACGGCAAUCAUUCUUGCCAGCAUUGCUCGUCGUAAUUACCCGGAGUACAUUGUCUGCCGAAGCACAAAUAUCUUCGCCUCUCGGAGGCAUGUGCUCGAGUUCGAGUCUGCAAUCCGGGUUGAAGCUGAGGUUGACUCUGUUUUGGAAUUCAAUGGACCACCAGGAGAAGCAGGAUUUCGCAAGAUUAUUGACAUCUUCGAGCGAGUGUAUCCCCGGUGGCAGAACUUGUUGAGAGAAGAGCAGGAGAAAGAGGCGCGAGUCUACGAGGAGGGCGAGGGUGCGUACCUGAGAAGGUUUACACCCGUUCAUUCAUACACUCGCAUUAUCCACAAGGCGGCCUACGUGUUUGGAAAGCUGAAAGAUCAUGAACGGGAGCAUUCACUGCUCACCGAGCUCCUAGAUCAACACCUUUUCCAUCCAGCAAGACGAGGAAGUUGGUAUCAGCGAAAGGCGUUGCUGGAAGAGCAUUACAUGCACGCGCUCGACAGCAAGCCGGUUUCUGCAGACAUGGAUCUACAGAAGAAACAUUGGAAGCGUAUCGCAGCGACAACCUGCGAAGCUGGCCUCCAAGACAACGACUGUCAUCUGAUUUACCAUUACGACCUGCAGAAGCGACUUAUCAAGCUUGAGAAACAGCUUCGUAUACCUCGUCGAUUACAGCACGACUUUGGUCAUGUCCGCCUCCAGAAGCCGAUCGAGCAUACGGUGGAAGGCGUUCAGCUCAAACGAGACGACCCCCAAGGCAAGAAUGGCCGUCAGGCAAGCACCAAAACGAAGUGGGUUGACGAGAUGGAAGACGAUGGCGAAUGCAGCGUGGAGGAGAUGUGUCUCAGUUGGUACCGCAGCCAAGGAUACAAAGGCUUCCACGCCGAAGGCGGUAUCGUCCGCACGCUCUUCGCGUACCUCUUCUACGACAUCCUAUUUCUCUACAUACCCAAUGUAUUCCAGACAGCGUACCAGACGUGUCCCUUGGAUUUGCAUACCGACUCCUUUUACCCUACUCGCGCGUCGGAGAUCAACCACCGCCUUGUGGACAUUGCCAAUGGCGGCGCGGAGCGCAUCAUCCGAGAGGUCGACGAGAGGGAACGCGAGCGGAGGACGUGCGUCAUCGGGCUCAACUGGGACUACGACGUUGAAGAUCUCGUGGAGCUGGUCGGAUGCUUCAACGGAAGCGCUCUGGCUGCCGUCUGCAAGGUAAUGGCGCAGGAGUAUCGGCAGCGGGGCGGAGGCCUGCCCGACCUGAUACUCUGGCGGACGGAGCCGGAGAGGGAGUGCAUGUUCGCCGAAGUCAAGAGCGCCAACGACCGGCUCAGUGACACACAGCGGUUGUGGAUCCAUGUCCUCACGGGUGCGGGCGUCAAGGUGGUGCUCUGCAACGCUGUGGCCAAGGAAGUGAAGCUGGUGGAUUAA
Colletotrichum karsti is the source of this 2445-nucleotide messenger RNA. RefSeq lists its product as uncharacterized. Gene Ontology annotation, cellular component: nucleus. The transcript has 2 exons. Lineage: Eukaryota; Fungi; Ascomycota; Sordariomycetes; Glomerellales; Glomerellaceae. The record is from RefSeq and is a predicted model, not a curated record. Gene Ontology annotation, biological process: interstrand cross-link repair. Gene Ontology annotation, molecular function: flap-structured DNA binding; 5'-flap endonuclease activity; 5'-3' exonuclease activity.